CAUCGCAAAGAUUCUACUCUGAUUCGGGUCCAGAUUCCUCCACUGGUUUCCUUAUCUCUAGGGUUCUGCUCCCCCUCUCCGCCUUAGUAAGUGAAUCUUCUCCGCUUCGCCGCCACCGGCUUCCAAGACGAGAGCGGCAGUGGGAGAGCCGGGGGGACGUGUUGGAUCCCACGACGACUGGUGGGAGUAGAACAUCAUCUGCCGCUUCCAGCUACAUACGCAUGUCGAGUCAGAUAUGGAAAAAGCUGGAGACUUGGAAGGAGUUCGUGUUUGGUAGAAGCCUCCGAGCGCGCUGAUCGAGAUUAAUCCGUCUCCUAUUUAGUCAUCGGCCUUAAAUAAAUACCCAUCCCAGAGCAGAUUACGCCGCGAACACAGAUUCCUCUGCCUCUUUGUCGCCCCUCUCCCGUGUCUUUAGGUCCUAGCGAGGAUGUCGUACGACUACCUCUUCAAGUACAUCAUCAUCGGUGACACAUGUGUGGGGAAGUCAUGCAUUCUUUUGCAGUUCACUGACAAGCGUUUCCAAGCUAUCCAUGACCUGACUAUUGGUGUGGAUUAUGGAGCUAAAAUGAUAAGCAUCGAGGACAAGCUUAUCAAGCUGUGCAUAUGGGACACUGCUGGCCAAGAAACUUUCAGGUCGAUUACGAGAUCCUACUACAGAGGUGCUGUUGCUGCCCUGCUUGUUUAUGACAUCACAAGAAGGAGGACAUUUGACCAUCUCGCGGACUGGCUGGAAGAUGCAAGGCGACAUGCUAAUGCUGAUAUGACAAUUGUGCUGAUUGGCAACAAAAGUGACCUGGCUCGAAAAAGAGCAGUCAGCACUGAGGAAGGAGAACAGUUUGCCAAAGAUCAUGGCUUGAUGUUCAUGGAAGCCUCUGCAAGGAGUGGAGAGAAUGUUGAGGAGGCAUUUCUUAGCACUGCAGAAAUAAUAUACAAGAGAAUCCGGGAUGGACAAUAUGAUGUUUCGAAUGAGUCUUGUGGAAUCAAAAUUGGCGAGGGAGGAACACAACAUCCAUGUGGGGAAAGGAGUCUCUCUUCUUCUAGAUAUGAUUCUUGCUGUAGCUGAGCUACAACCACAGAAGAGCCUUCUGCUACUGUUCCCUAAUUCUCAUUCCCAGUGUUAAUCUCAUCAUGUCAUCUAACAUCCAGUUCCUAGGUGUAGAAUUACA
Musa acuminata subsp. malaccensis (wild Malaysian banana) is the source of this 1166-nucleotide messenger RNA. Its product is annotated as ras-related protein RABB1c-like. Gene Ontology annotation, cellular component: Golgi apparatus. Gene Ontology annotation, molecular function: GTPase activity; GTP binding. Gene Ontology annotation, biological process: vesicle-mediated transport. The record is from RefSeq and is a predicted model, not a curated record. Lineage: Eukaryota; Viridiplantae; Streptophyta; Magnoliopsida; Zingiberales; Musaceae.